UCAUUCAAUCUCCCAUACACACAGACCCACAGCGAGACACACACACGCGCACACGCACACACACACACUCACUCUCACACACACAACAGCACGCAGAGAGGAGGCUCGGGAAGUCAGGCCGGCUCCUCGCCCCGGCGCCUCCUCCGCUCCAGCAGGCCGGGGCUCCCCAGGGGCCCGGAGCUCGGCCGGGCCGCGUAGCCCGAUCCAGGGCGAGCUCAGCGGACCCCGCGCCUCCAUGGGCAAACGCGGGCGGCCGCGCAAGGAGGCGCGCGGCGAGGGCGCGGGGCCGGUCCCCUCCGCACCCCCGGCCGCGCCCCAGCCCCCAGCCCAGCCGGAGGAGUUAGCGGGGGCCAAGCCCAGGUGCCCCUUCUCGGACAUUUUCAACACCAGCGAGAACUCGAUGGAGAAGCACAUCAACACUUUUCUGCAGAACGUGCAGAUUCUGCUCGAGGCAGCCAGCUACCUGGAGCAGAUCGAGAAAGAAAACAAAAAGUGUGAACACGGCUAUGCCUCGUCGUUUCCCUCCAUGCCCAGCCCCCGGUUACAGCACUCAAAGCCCCCACGGAGGCUGAGCCGCGCACAGAAGCCCAGCAGUGGGAACAGCACCAGCACUGCCAACAGAUCUACACACAAUGAGCUGGAAAAGAAUCGGCGAGCUCAUCUGCGUCUGUGUUUAGAACGCUUGAAAGUUCUGAUUCCUCUAGGACCAGACUGUACCAGGCACACAACGCUUGGUUUGCUCAACAAAGCCAAAGCACAUAUCAAGAAACUUGAAGAAGCUGAAAGGAAGAGCCAGCACCAGCUUGAGAACUUGGAACGAGAACAGAGAUUUUUAAAGCGACGACUAGAACAGCUGCAGGGUCCUCAAGAGAUGGAACGAAUACGAAUGGACAGCAUUGGAUCAACUAUUUCUUCAGAUCGUUCUGACUCAGAGCGAGAGGAGAUUGAAGUGGAUGUUGAAAGCACAGAGUUCUCCCAUGGAGAAGUGGACAAUAUAAGUACCACCAGCAUCAGUGAUAUUGAUGACCACAGCAGCCUGCAGAGUAUUGGGAGUGAUGAGGGUUAUUCCAGUGCCAGUGUCAAACUUUCAUUCACUUCCUAGAACCCAGCAUGACAUAACAUUGCAGGGCAAAAUAUUUACUGGGCCAAUACAAUACAAUCUCUUAAAUUGGGUUCAUGUUGCAGUCUCCUCUUUAACUUGAACAAGGUUGAAAGACUUGUAUUUAAGCUAAUACUUAGCAAAAAGUGGGGUAGAGCCUCCCCAGCAGAACAAACAUUCAGAAUAUUCAUACUCGAAAAAAUCUAAUUUCUCAAGGCAGCAGCAAAGGAAAUUACCUUGAUUUGAUUUAGUUGGUUUAAAAGAGGACAUUGGAGAGUACGGACUCUUUGUAGUUUGUUCAUACUACAUUGAGUAGACACAUUCAAAGAUGGGGUUAUGAACCCUUCCCGAGCUUUAUGGCCCUAGAAACAAAAUCAAAUCUAUAGUGAGGAAGACUAGAUAAUCAGGCAGUAAACUUGCGUAGCUAAAGAGCUAUUAAAACACAGCCUGGGACAACUUAUCAUGAAGCCUGUGGAUGAUCAGUUCUUUUUUAGAAAACUCAUUUCAUGCUCUACAAAAGGAGAGACUCCCAAGAAGCCUUUAAAGGGAUCAUCAUGCAGCUCAGCUUUCUGUUGGAUUCCAUGCUAAGCAAGUUGACCUUAUCCUGCAUUGUUAGCACUAGGGCACCCAACCGCAGCCACACCUAGUGACCUCUCACACAGGCCAAGUGUGGAUGAGGGGCAAGAAGGAAAAAGCUCUACGUGCCUCAAUCUGCGUGUCAGAAGAGUUGUGCAUGCAGAUUAGCAGGCCAAGGUCUGAGCCAUGGCAGCAUUUUUAUUUGAGAUUUUGAUAACUUUAUAUGUGUUGAAAACCAAAAUGACAUCUUUUUAAAGCUUGUCCAUAAGUAAACAUAGAUGUCUUUUAUAGUGGAAAAACAUUGGGAAAAAUCUAUUUUGAUGCAGCAUUUGAUAAUAACACCUCACUCUUUAUAGUGCACAAAAUGAAUGAGGUCUGGGCUAGGUAGAAAAAUGGUCAAUGCUGUUUUUGUUUUUAGAAUCAUUACCCUUACCAGCUUAUAACCAUCUGGUACCCACAGUAGAUACAUUAUCAUAGUUAACAUAGUUCAGUUCAGCACUUACUCAUUUCAUUGUAAAGAUUUGCUUCCAUUUUCUACAGUCUCGUCUCACAGUCCCACUGUGCAGGUGCUAUUGUUGCUCUUCUAUUUUCAGAAAUGUCAUUUUCUUCUAAGUGAACUUCCUAGCCUGCACUUUGAUGUCAUCUGCUCCACUGUCUCAAACACCAAGGUCCCCCUGGUCCUCUCCCUUAUUCCAGAAGGCCUUCCUAGGGACCUAACCUCCCCACAUCCUGUUUGGACUUUGUAUACUUUAAAUAAUUUAACUGCCCUUAAUUACUUAAAAAAAAGCUUUAUGAUUUUCAUAACUUAUUGCUGAUUUUAAUGGGUUGUUAAUUUCAGUCCUGUAGUUUUAUUUUGUGUUUAGAUAGGGCUGGGCAAGAAAUAAAGAACCAUAUUUAGCAGUGCA
This is a messenger RNA of Cavia porcellus (domestic guinea pig), 2580 nucleotides long. RefSeq names its product MAX interactor 1, dimerization protein (gene Mxi1). The transcript has 6 exons. Gene Ontology annotation, molecular function: RNA polymerase II cis-regulatory region sequence-specific DNA binding; DNA-binding transcription factor activity, RNA polymerase II-specific; protein dimerization activity. Lineage: Eukaryota; Metazoa; Chordata; Mammalia; Rodentia; Caviidae. The coding region runs from base 236 to 1102 and encodes 288 amino acids. Gene Ontology annotation, biological process: regulation of transcription by RNA polymerase II. The record is from RefSeq and is a predicted model, not a curated record.